This is a messenger RNA of Pseudophryne corroboree (corroboree frog), 800 nucleotides long. It is a transcript of the gene DPY30, whose product is annotated as dpy-30 histone methyltransferase complex regulatory subunit. Bases 289 to 591 code for a protein of 100 amino acids. The record is from RefSeq and is a predicted model, not a curated record. Lineage: Eukaryota; Metazoa; Chordata; Amphibia; Anura; Myobatrachidae. The transcript has 5 exons. Gene Ontology annotation, cellular component: Set1C/COMPASS complex.
CGCCCGGCGAGGGGAAUCAGGCUACUACCGCCCACAGCAGUAUUACCCUCACAACCGGCCGCUUUAUAUCAACAUCCGCUGCCAGCCAACCAGCCUAUCACAGCUCGUUUUGCAUAGUGAGUCCUAGAGAAACGACCCAGAGCUGCCAUGUUAUUGGCUACCAGGCUGUAAAACAGCGGAGGAGGGGAAGUGUUGUUGGUACAUUGUCGCUGAGUUCCGGCGCACGCUGCGUCCUCUCGGCAGUCAUAGUAACAAGGUGUGUGCAUCGCCCGGUGACGCUCCCCAGCCAUGGACGCCGAGCAGACAUCAGAGGGGGGACAGAGCCAGGUGUCGGAUAAUCCUCACUCAGAAUAUGGUCUGACAGAGAAUGUUGAGAGAAUAGUUGAAAAUGAAAAAGCAAGCACGGAAAAAGUAUCCAAGCAGAAGGUGGAUUUACAGGCCCUGCCAACACGAGCAUAUCUCGAUCAAACUGUUGUUCCAAUACUUCUACAAGGACUUUCUGUUCUGGCAAAAGAAAGACCUCCAAACCCAAUAGAAUUCCUAGCUGCUUACUUGCUAAAGAACAAGACUCAGUUUGAAGACCGAAGCUAAUGGACAAUAUUUGGAUUGAUAUGAUACAUUUGACAAGAAUGACCAUACUUUGUGAAACGACUGAAUGUGCUAUAUCACAUUCAAGCUGGUUCAAAACAGACUUCCAUUCUAAUUAAGUGUUGUUUAUUUAACACUUCUGUUCCUUACUGUCUAAUAGAUCUUGAUUGUAUGAAGUGACCUUAGAAAAAUAAAACCUUUUUAAAACGGAA